Synchytrium microbalum is the source of this 1506-nucleotide messenger RNA. RefSeq lists its product as uncharacterized. The coding region runs from base 1 to 1506 and encodes 501 amino acids. Gene Ontology annotation, biological process: protein phosphorylation; intracellular signal transduction. Gene Ontology annotation, molecular function: ATP binding; protein serine/threonine kinase activity. Lineage: Eukaryota; Fungi; Chytridiomycota; Chytridiomycetes; Synchytriales; Synchytriaceae. The record is from RefSeq and is a predicted model, not a curated record. The transcript has 4 exons.
AUGAAGGCCCUCCAACAUGAAAAUAUUGCUAGGCUCUACGACGUAUACGAAGACCACCAUCACCUAUAUCUCAUCAUUGAACGGGCUCAGAUCGACCUCUAUGAAGCAAUCACUAGUCGUGGCGGAUUCUCGGUCGACGUCUCAAAGAAUGUGUUUGAUCAACUGUGCAAUGGGCUACUACACUGCCACGAUAACGGGAUAUAUCACCGCGAUAUCAAGCCGGAGAAUGUGCUUAUAUCGGGAACUGAUUGCAUGGUCAAGCUCACUGAUUUUGGCCUUGCUACUCGUGAAACCUGGAGCACUGAACUUGGUUGUGGUAGUGUUAGGUAUAUGGCUCCAGAAUGUUUGGGUGUUAAUGGAUCCAAGGGAUAUAGUACUGCUGCGAAUGAUGUCUGGUCCAUGGGAGUGAUUCUUAUCAACUUGUUGUUUGGUAAAAACCCAUGGCAUGAAGCUAGUGCAGCAGACCAAAUCUUUGGCCUCUAUAUUGGCCGCCAUCCAGACGUACUCCGUGAUCAAUUCGGCCUCAGUCGAGAAUUUGAUGCUUUACUGCACCGAGUUUUCACUCUAGACAUCCGAAAACGUAUCUCGCUACGAGAACUACGACGAGCUGUGGCAGAACUAAACUGCUUCACAUCUGAAGAAGCCGAUGGUGACUAUCCCUUGAUUUUCGAAGGAGACGAUAUAUCUGGUCGAGCACUGUCAUUAUCCACUAAUGGGAGCUCAUCACAUGGAGAAGACGAUGAAGUCGAUAUUGAUGUACUUGAUGAUAUACGUAUAGCUCAUCAUGGAUACAUACCGCCUAAUGUAACACCCUCGUCAUCGUCGCCUGCACAAUCGUAUGCAUCGCUACCGACAUUUAUUGGAAACACGAUAUAUACCACUACUACCAAUAACAAUAAUAACCAUAAUACCUUCAAGCAACGAUACACCGAAGAACUCAAGAUGUACAAUAUCGAUACCCCAACCUCGGAAGAUUGUGACGUUGAUGAUAUGUGUGAUGAAGGAAUAGGAGGAACGUCAUGGGCUGAAGAUUUCGGUGAAAUGGAUUUCAGUACUCCGCCGUUUAUUCCCGAUGUGCCAUCGUCGUCGUCCGAUAAUAGUAAUAGUAACAAUCAAGACGAUGAGGAUGAAGAUCUGGAUGAGGACGAUAAUGGAGGAGAAGGCUACGAUUACAAUGAUGGAGGAAUGGUGAAUGAGAGUGAAGAGCAACGCCGAUUAAGGCUAACGGCGUUGGCCAAACAUUUCACGGCACGAGGUGUCGAUGGAAGUACAGCUCGGGAACGUAAAGUGUCAAUACCAUUUAGUAUUGCUACACAUGAUUCUGGAUUUGAGGAUAUGACUGUGGAUGAUACGGUUGAAGACUCUGCAUACGAUCCAAACGAAGACCAAGAUAUGGUAUCAGGAGUCAAACCAUCAACGUCAUUCCCAAACAAGUUUAUAUCAGGUUUCUUGGAAGCACUCGGUUCACUAGGCCUAGUUUCGAGAACUAGCAGCCUCCAAUCAUGA